AUGCGUGACAAAUUUUUAGGAAGAUCCUGGGAUAUGCAUUCGUUGCCGUUUACGUUCUCGAAUUUCGCCGAAAAACGACGUGUUCGCGAAUUAUUCGGAAAGCGGUCAUCACCGGCUAUGAUAGAGGAUAAUGAAGAAGUACCAGAAGAUCAAAAUCAUUCCACAGAAGACUAUAUGACGCAAUUGCACCGCGAUCGACGUGGACGUGUACGAGAGCUGUUCGGCUGA
Molecule: messenger RNA, 228 nt
Organism: Angiostrongylus costaricensis
Lineage: Eukaryota; Metazoa; Nematoda; Chromadorea; Rhabditida; Metastrongylidae
Source: the annotation of a GenBank genome assembly